Guillardia theta CCMP2712 is the source of this 561-nucleotide messenger RNA. RefSeq lists its product as hypothetical. The transcript has a single exon. Gene Ontology annotation, cellular component: guanylate cyclase complex, soluble. The annotation marks the transcript as partial. The record is from RefSeq and is a predicted model, not a curated record. NCBI's taxonomy places the organism in Eukaryota, Cryptophyceae, Pyrenomonadales, Geminigeraceae. Gene Ontology annotation, biological process: cyclic nucleotide biosynthetic process; response to oxygen levels. Gene Ontology annotation, molecular function: guanylate cyclase activity.
AAGAUACUUAAUGACUUGUUCCCGGAGGACAUUGCGCACGAGAUCGUGAGCACCGGCAAGAUCUCCUACAGAUCUCGUCGAGCUGUAGUUCUGCACCUCGACCUGUGCAGCUACACAGAGAUGGUAUCGAAGAUGGAGCCAAUGGAAGUCGCCAAGCUCAUUCACACCCUCUUCUCCAAGUUCGACUUGUGCGUCGGGCGAGCUCACCGUGUAUUCAAGAUUGAUACCAUUGGAGAUGCAUAUGUGUGCGCGGGAUGGGUUACCGACACAACAGAGCGUGUGGUGUGCAAGAGCAUGGUAAGGCUUGCGAAGCAGCUUCUGGAAACGGUUAAGACGCAGAGCAAGGAGUGGAAAAUCGACUUGAGAUGUCGGAUUGGAGUGGCUCUUGGCACAUGCGGAGCAGGAGCGGUAGGAAAGCUGCAGCCUCGCUACCACAUCAUCGGACAAGCCAUGGAAAGCGCGAAGCAACUGGAGGGCGCGGCGAUGGAGCAGUCAAUCCAUGUGGGGGAUUCCGUGAGAGCCGCCAUCUCCGGGUUCGGUGAAUUUAUCUUCGACUUCGAG